UAUGGCGACCCAUACUUCGAGUUUUGCACAUGCGUACUUCUCAGCCUGUCAGAGCAGGAGCCAGUAAAAAUGGCUGGGGUUGGUUUCCGACGCUGGGCCCAAGCCCUUUCUAAAGGAAAGGGGUCAGGCAUUACAGCCCUGUUGUCUGGAUCUAGGGCAGCCUCGGGUAUUUCAAAGGAUAGUCUGCCUGGUCCAUACCCGAAGACCCCCGAGGAGAGAGCGGCUGCUGCUAAGAAGUACAACAUGAGAGUCGAGGACUAUGAACCAUAUCCCGACAACGGCGAAGGCUUUGGUGAUUAUCCAAAGCUACCAGACAGGUCUCAGCAUGAGAGAGACCCCUGGUACUCUUGGGACCACCCUGACCUGAGGAGGAACUGGGGAGAGCCGAUGCACUGGGAUUUUGACAUGUACAUCAGGAACCGUGUAGAUACGUCGCCCAGCCCUGUGCCAUGGUCCACAAUGUGCAAACAUCUGUUUGGUUUCAUCGGGUUAAUGUUGUUCAUGUUCUACCUUGGGGAGCAAUUCAAAUCUUACCAGCCUGUUGGACCGAAGCAAUAUCCCUACAACAACCUGUACCUGGAGAAAGGAGGAGAUCCCGAAAAACAGCCGGAGGAAGUUAAAAAUUAUGAAAUCUGAAGACUAAAAUGUGAUUGUGCGUGUAUAUAUUUCAAAAAUAAAGCCCUAAUGUUAACACUUAAAA
Messenger RNA from Mugil cephalus (flathead mullet), 700 nucleotides. RefSeq names its product NADH:ubiquinone oxidoreductase subunit B8 (gene ndufb8). NCBI's taxonomy places the organism in Eukaryota, Metazoa, Chordata, Actinopteri, Mugiliformes, Mugilidae. The transcript is spliced from 5 exons. Gene Ontology annotation, cellular component: mitochondrion. The record is from RefSeq and is a predicted model, not a curated record. The coding region runs from base 70 to 636 and encodes 188 amino acids. Gene Ontology annotation, biological process: mitochondrial electron transport, NADH to ubiquinone.